Ilex paraguariensis (yerba mate) is the source of this 694-nucleotide messenger RNA. NCBI's taxonomy places the organism in Eukaryota, Viridiplantae, Streptophyta, Magnoliopsida, Aquifoliales, Aquifoliaceae. The record is from the annotation of a GenBank genome assembly.
AUGCUUGCUAAACCGCAAACCUUCAUGAAUGCAAGCGGUGAGUCUGUUGGAGCAAUUGCUUCAUAUUACAAGAUUCCGCUGAAGCAAGUACUUGUGAUAUUUGACGACUUAGAUUUGCCUUUUGCAAAGUUGAGGUUAUUACCAAAAGGCGGCCAUGGAGGACACAAUGGGAUGAGGAGUGUGAUCGACCACUUUAGAGGGAGCCGUGAUUUCCCUCGUUUAAGAAUAGGCAUUGGAAGGCCUCCAGGCAAAAUGGAUCCCAUGAAUUUUGUUCUUCGCCCAUUUAACAAACAAGAACAUGAAGAGUUGCAUUUCACUCUCCUAAAUGGCUUAGAAGCAGUACGGAUUCUUUUGCUUGAGGGUUUUGAGAAAAGCGCGACAUUUGUUAAUAGUGCGAAAUCCUUGGAACAUCUUGCCUAAAGAACUGGUCAAAUUACAUUUAUUGGGAUUGGGCAAGCCCACAGGGAUACAUUAUAGAGGAAUUAUGAAAUCCUCUUUGAGAUCAGCAGGCUGUAUAGAGCCUUCUAAUUGUUUAUAUUCAGAGAGAUAGGUCAUGUCCACAACAAAGGGUUCUAUUUUUUCCUCAUUUAUUUCUUGCCUUUUUAGUUGUUUCAAUUGUUAAUAUAGGUAAUCUUUUGGGAUUGCACCAUAGAGUGCAAUCACCCCUGAAGUUUGAAAAUUUUCCUAGCUUGAU